AUGAGUGAUGCACUUGCGCUUCUCGAUGGGGCGGCGGCGCGAGUAUCGGCGCUGUUGAUGCCGGAUGGACUUCAUUCAUUAAUUUCAUUUCUACGCGGUGAGGCGUGGGAGGAAAUAUCGCCAUCACUGCAAAUACCGAAUGUCUUGAUUAGUUGUUACAACUACACACCGCUGGCAAUAGCAGCAGAUGCCUCACUGGUUUCACUCGCCUCAUCCGGGGAACGAUCGGCGCUUGUGCAGACAUUUGAGCGCUAUGAGUUUCGUGUAUUUGUAGUGAACUUUAUGCCGGAGAGUAGUAGUAGUGGUAGUAACAGCACAGAGGAUGUAAUGCCGCACAAAGGAAAUAGUAAUAGUAAUAACAGUCAUAGUGGGAGUAUUAUCCGUAUGAAAUGUAUGGAGUCUGUGCAAGCUUGGUGUGAUGGAGUAUAUAAGAAGGAGGAACCACACAGUGGACUGGAGCACGAUACGGUCAAUAUAGAUUCCAAACGUAUGCGUUAUGAAGAAAGAGAAAGAACAACAACAACAACUAAUUCUACUACUACUACUACUAAUAAUAAUAAUUCUACAGGUAUGAAUGCAGAGAAAAGAAGUACUCAACGUGUUCUUUUCAUUAUUCGUUGCUGUGCGGAUGCGAACGUUAGUCGCAGUGGUGCUGAACGAUCACGCCGCUCACGAGAUCCCUUGUUACUAUUACUGCAUGAUAUCACCGCCACUGCGGCUCUCUGUCGGGCGAGAGAACACACCCAACACACCACACGUCUGCGGUUUUCUGUAUUACUUCUCCCGGAUGAUCUUGCCUACGGCGGUGCGUUGCUGGAGGAGUCUCUGAAGGCCCCGUUGGUGCGGGAAUAUUACGUGCGGCUCUUCCGUGGCUCCGCUGCGCAGAUAAAAGAUGAGGAGCAGUUGGCAUUUCUACACCGACUGGAGAUGUGGAUUGGUGGAGGUCCAGCAACGGCAGGGCAUUCCAUAGAUACAACAGACAUGAGUGAAAACAAAGAAGAAAAAGAAGAAAAGGAAAAAGAAGAAAAAGAGAAAAAGAAGGAAAGUGUAGUGGGGGAUGAUGUUCGUCGGCGUUCAUCUAGUAUGUUUUUUAUUCGCCGUGAUAACUUACCGCUGUGUUGUUUCUUGCGUGAAGCUCUGCGUCGAUUUCCUCUCAUUUUACAUCCAACCGCAUUGCGACAACUGCAGACAUUAUGGGCCGCACGGCAUCAACUCAGCGACGUGGUGGCGGGGUUUCACACACUGCUGUGUCCAUUCACAUUAUCAUCCUCCCGCUAUUCCACAACAACAACAAUAAUAAGAAAAGGAAAAAGAAUAAGAAGAAGAGAUGUGGAAAUGGAAAGUGAGAGAGAUGGAAUGACACGACUCUCGGAUAGUGUAGAUCUUCUAAAUGCGUUACUCACAGCUGCUGGUCAAUGGGCCGAUGGACAUGCUCUUAACGAGGCAGUGGCCUUUGCGGUAUUGUAUGAAGAUCUUGUCUGGAAAAGACCCACACGACUGCAGCGGGUGCCAUCAUUUGUGUCUGCACUCCAACACUUGUGGGAGAGACGUCAAAAGAGGAAUAAGAAAAACAACAACAGUGAUGAUAAUAAUAAUAAUAAUAAUAAUAAUAACAAUAAUAGUGAUAGUGAUAAUGAUGAUGAUAAGGAUGAGGAUGAGGAUGAUGAGGAUGAUGAGGAUGAUGAGGAUGUGGAGAUGGUGAUGGAUGCGGCAUUGCGGUGGUGUGUGCCGGUGUAUACACCCAGCUGCAUGGUACAGGAUGAAUCUUAUCAACACGAGAAGGAAUCGAAAGAAGAAAAAGAAAAAACAAAAGAAGAAAAUUCUCUGGAAAGACGGGCUGCGGUGAUGUUGCCUGCUGUUAUGAUGGCCCCUGCGGCUCGAGUGCCAAUUGUGGCGGAGUUAAUGCGAUCCGCACUCCUGGCAGUGUUGCCACCUCACGACUCCCUUGAAGAAUUAAAGAAUGCCGUCAAUAAUAACAACAAUAAGAAGAAUGAUGAUGAUAAGAAGAAGAAGAAUCAUGUGGAUAUAGAUAGUGUACGCACAACGGGGAAUAACUUCUUCAGUACAUUCCUCCCUGAUUCGGCUCGAGUGCUGCAUGUAUUGGCGGCCCACGCCUUAUCGCACACAACUGUGCAGCGGAAGUUUGUUUCCUUUGCGUUACUGCAGCGUGUGUGUCAACUCUCAGACGAGGCGCUUGUGCGGGCGUUGAAGGAACUGCAGCUGGCGGGAAUGGUGGCACUGAACGGCCGGGAGUUUACGGCCAGAACACUUCUGGACAAUUAA
Trypanosoma theileri is the source of this 2283-nucleotide messenger RNA. RefSeq lists its product as uncharacterized. NCBI's taxonomy places the organism in Eukaryota, Euglenozoa, Kinetoplastea, Trypanosomatida, Trypanosomatidae. The record is from RefSeq and is a predicted model, not a curated record. The coding region runs from base 1 to 2283 and encodes 760 amino acids. The transcript has a single exon.